AUGACCUUACAUACACGCCGCGUCGUAUUCAGGGAAAUAGAGUGGUUUCGAUCACUACUACAACAAGUUUUCGACACGCAACAAAUGAUGUUCGGACGGCUUGAACUCAAACACGCCGUUAGGCUUGAAAACCGACUGGCGAUACGUACCAUGAGGCGGAGGACGACACGUAGCGGUCUUGAGGAGAUGCCGAAAGAGUCCAAGAUUCACGCACACUGCUCCUUCGAUACGCCGGAAUUCGUAGCGUGGCCCAGUGUCCCAACGUUUACAUCUACAUCGCGGAUGCGGAUCUACCAAACGUUCUCCAUCAGCUCUCUCUUGGAGCCCCAAACCCUCCUUAAAGUUAACCUUCCUUCAUGUCUCUCGAACCUAUACGAAUCCCUCACGGCCAGCUUGAAGGAAAGGGUGUCGCUGAUAUGUCAUACGGUGAUGAAACGUGGACGACCGAGUUCGUUGUUUUGGCAAUGGGGGAAGGAGGGGACAGAGAAUGCGCGGAAGGUGUAUGCGGUUUGA
Molecule: messenger RNA, 513 nt
Organism: Laccaria bicolor S238N-H82
Lineage: Eukaryota; Fungi; Basidiomycota; Agaricomycetes; Agaricales; Hydnangiaceae
Exons: 3
Coding region: 1-513 (170 amino acids)
Source: RefSeq, a predicted model, not a curated record